AUGAUGUUGAAACAUUGCUUAACUUUUCCUAAGCCUGUUCUUAAAAGUAGCUUGAUAAGAGGUUUUGCUACUGCUACAGUAUCGCAUAAGGUGACGUUAAUCCCUGGUGAUGGUGUUGGAGAAGAACUCUCUGAGUCUGUCAAGUCUGUCUUCACAGCUGCCAAUGUACCAGUUGAAUGGGAACAAUUUAACCUCUCUGGUCAUACUCCAGACUAUGAUGGCUUAUUGCAAGAAGCACUGGCUUCCCUGCGCCGUAACAAGGUUGGCUUGAAAGGGAUUUUAUAUACACCCAUUUCAAAGCUCGGUCAUGCCUCUAUCAAUGUCUCCUUGAGAAAGGAUUUGGAUAUCUAUGCCUCCAUCUCACUUGUUAAGAACAUGCCUGGUGUUAAAUCGCGAUUUAGUAAUGUUGAUCUUGCCAUCAUUCGUGAAAAUACAGAAGGUGAAUACUCUGGAUUGGAGCAUCAGUCUCAUCCAGGCGUGGUUGAGUCCUUGAAGAUCGUGACUCGCCGCAAAACAGAACGUAUCGCUCGCUUUGCCUUUGAUUUUGCUUUAAAAAACAACCGCAAGAAGGUAACUGUUGUACACAAAGCAAAUAUCAUGAAAUUGGGUGAUGGAUUAUUCUUGAAGACGGUCAAAGAUAUUUGGGAAAAGGAAUAUGCCGAAACGGGUAUUGCUUUAAAUGAUAUGAUUGUAGACAAUGCAUCUAUGCAGCUCGUCUCUCGUCCACAGCAAUUUGAUGUUGUUGUUUUGCCUAAUCUUUAUGGAAAUAUCUUGUCUAAUGUAGGUGCUGGUUUGGUUGGUGGACCCGGUCUUAUUCCUGGUACAAGUAUUGGAAGAGAAUAUGCUGUUUUUGAACCUGGCUGUCGCCAUGUCGGACAAGAUAUUGGAGGAAGUAAUGUUGCAAAUCCUACUGCCAUGAUUCUCAGUUCAGUGAUGAUGCUCAGACACUUGGGUUUACUUGAACAAGCCAAUCGUAUCUCCAAUGCAGUUUACAAUACUAUUCAACAAGGCAAAGUGUUGACGCGUGAUAUGGGUGGUAAUGCUAGCACAAGUCAAUUUACAGAUGCUGUCAUUUCAUCCUUGUAA
Rhizopus microsporus ATCC 52813 is the source of this 1086-nucleotide messenger RNA. Its product is annotated as isocitrate dehydrogenase. Bases 1 to 1086 code for a protein of 361 amino acids. Gene Ontology annotation, cellular component: mitochondrion. The record is from RefSeq and is a predicted model, not a curated record. NCBI's taxonomy places the organism in Eukaryota, Fungi, Mucoromycota, Mucoromycetes, Mucorales, Rhizopodaceae. Gene Ontology annotation, molecular function: NAD binding; magnesium ion binding; isocitrate dehydrogenase (NAD+) activity. Gene Ontology annotation, biological process: isocitrate metabolic process; tricarboxylic acid cycle. The transcript has 5 exons.